Molecule: messenger RNA, 596 nt
Organism: Myotis myotis
Lineage: Eukaryota; Metazoa; Chordata; Mammalia; Chiroptera; Vespertilionidae
Gene: FXYD1
Product: FXYD domain containing ion transport regulator 1
Exons: 8
Coding region: 156-434 (92 amino acids)
Biological process (GO): monoatomic ion transport; regulation of sodium ion transmembrane transporter activity
Cellular component (GO): membrane
Molecular function (GO): sodium channel regulator activity
Source: RefSeq, a predicted model, not a curated record
GCUGCUGGUUGGGGAGGGCAUACUGGGGUGGGGCUGGGAGGGGAGAUCGCUGGGGGCGGUGCAUCCAGCUCUGGGCCAGGGGGUCCAAAGUGCUUGCCCGGUCACAGCCAGACUUGGGGGCCUGCUUCCAGCAGGGGACAGCCUGAUUGGGGACAAUGGCAUCUCUCGACCACAUCUUGGUUCUCUGUGUGAGUCUCCUAGCCAUGGCUAGAGCAGAAGCUCCACAGGAACAUGACCCAUUCACCUACGACUAUCAAUCCCUGAGGGUCGGAGGCCUCGUCAUCGCCGGGGUCCUCUUCAUUCUGGGAAUUCUCAUCAUCUUCAGCAGAAAGUGCCGGUGCAAAUUCAACCAGCAGCAGAGGACUGGGGAACCUGACGAAGAGGAGGGAGCUUUCCGCAGCUCCAUCCGCCGUCUGUCCAGCCGCAGGCGGUAGAGACACCUGCCGCCAUGGAACCCAGCCAGGAUUCCCCUGGCACCUGAUGCCCCGCCACCGCCCGCGCACCCGCUGCCACCUGGACUGCUCCACUUCCUAGCCCAGACCCACCGGCUCCUCUGCCGCCCCGACUUCCAAUAAAAAGUGUUUUCUCUCCUGACA